Macrobrachium nipponense is the source of this 3269-nucleotide messenger RNA. Its product is annotated as OTU domain-containing protein 3-like. The coding region runs from base 281 to 1471 and encodes 396 amino acids. The record is from RefSeq and is a predicted model, not a curated record. Gene Ontology annotation, molecular function: cysteine-type deubiquitinase activity. Gene Ontology annotation, biological process: protein deubiquitination. Lineage: Eukaryota; Metazoa; Arthropoda; Malacostraca; Decapoda; Palaemonidae. The transcript is spliced from 9 exons.
AGAGAGAGAGAGAGAGUGAGGUUGAUCUGUGCCAGCCUAGUGUUGUCAGUCACCCUUCUCUUCGAAGCUAACGAGUCGUUCGGUCGUUCAGACCUUCAGACGUCGUUGAGACCCUCGACCCACUUUCGUCAACUGUGACCUACGGUGCCUCUGCACUUCCUGGAAGGGCCCUGUCCUGGCCAGGAGGGCAUUGAAUCCAUGGACCCCUCAUGUUCCUUUGAACAUACAAGAAUGAUGUGUGUGCAGUGCAGCUAUGCGGUAAUAUUAUCAAAAAGUCUAGAUGGCCCGUAAGCGUGAAGAAAGGGCUACCAGAAGUGCCCAGCGAGCUGCACGGAAGGCCAGAUCAGGUCAGAAUGGUACAGAUUCAAAUUAUGUAUCAUUGAAACAACAGUUAUUUGCUAUGGGACUGACCCUUAGAGAGAUACCUGGUGAUGGAAAUUGUCUCUUUAGAGCAUUAGGAGAUCAACUGGAUGGAACUCCAAAUACCCAUCAGAAGCACAGACAAGAUGUUGUAGCUUAUAUGCGGCAACAUCGUAGUGAUUUUGAACCCUUUGUGGAGGAUGACGUCCCUUUUGACCGACACUUGAGUAACUUGGCAGAGCUUGGUACCUACGGCGGCAAUGAUUGUAUUGUGGCAUUUGCGCGACUUCAUCAAGUUAUUGUUGUUAUUCACCAACUUAAUGCUCCUCUUUGGCAGAUAUGUGGUCUAGAAGGGAAAAAGAACUUACGUGAACUUCACAUUUCCUACCACAAUGGUGAUCAUUAUAACAGUGUGCGAAGAUUUGGUGACUGCACUACAAGUCCUGUGAGCAUCAAAUUAGCAGUACAAGAAUCAUCAGAGAGUACCACUAAAGAUGCAUCACAAGCUGAAAGCACAACUACAAAAGAUUCUCCUGGCAGCCUGUCAGAUAAUUAUAACAAAGGGUUUUCAAGCAGCGAUUAUUCUUGGUCAGCAAAAGACUAUGAUUACUCAGAGCCUGUCUAUGAAGGAUUAUCGAAAGCUGAGCAGUUGGUUAUGGAACAGACAGGCUGUGAGGAUUUAAGCUUAAUUCGCCUUCACCUCGAGGCUCAAGAUUAUGAUGUUCAUGAAACUGUUGAUGCAAUUAUAAACUUCAUAGUAUUGCAACAUAAAGGUGAUUAUCCACAAACCACAUCCACUAGUGGUGAUGGUCUGUGGAGUCCAAAUGGCACAGGUACUCGUUUGUUUGGAGAAAGUGCAGCAGCUCCAUCUCCUACUUCAGUACAUCCUAGCUACCAGAGGAAGACAUCUCAAGAGAAACUGCAACGUUUACGUACUCAACAGCACUUGUCAAAUAGCAAACGAAAAGAACUAAAGAAGCAGUUAAGGAAACAACAAGCCAAUGAACGCAAGCGACAGCAAGCAGGAAUAGAAUCAGAUGAACAAAGUUCAAGUCCAAGUGAUGAUACUGAAGUCAUUAUUGUUAAAGAUAUUGGAUGCUUGAGUAUCUAGUGUAGACAUUUAAAAGAUUCUGUGCAUGUGAAAGUUGAAUUAUGGUAGUUGAAACUUUUAAAUCGGUGAUAUAUUAUUGGCUAUUUUUCAUUUAUUCUCUUCAGUUUUUCUUAAACCGAGGUAUUUCAGUUUUGCUGUAUAUUUUUAUAACUGAUUUUUACUUUCAUUCUCUAUAAAUGAUAAUAUAGUUGAAAGGUUAUCACAUUUUAAUAUUACUUAGUUUUAAAUUAUUGUAUGGUGGUAGUGCAGUGUUCUUAGUUAUAUAUCUGAUAUUACACCAAAUUGGUUCAGUUUUACAGAAACACAUGGCAAUGGAAUUUGAUUGUUUGGAAAUCCAAAUUAUACUUCCUAUACACUACAUAUCUGUAAGAUUGGACUACCUUUAAAAUACUCUAAACUGUAUUACCAUGUCUUUGCAGUAUUUUUAUCAGUUAUGUAUGAUGUAGCUUAUUUUGCAAGUGCAAGUGCUUAAGUAUUUCUGAGAGUAGUUCAUACUGGGGAUAUGAAAGCACGACAGCAAUUCCUUAAAGAUUUUGGAGACAUUUUUCCAAGGUAGAUUGAAUUCCCUCUUCAAUAUUUAGGAGAUCAAGUGGCUUUACUUUAUUAUUUUAUUUAUAGUUCUCUCAGACUAAAGUUUCCUUUCUGUGUGAAUGUUAAUGAUUACAUUGAGUGUUAGUUCUCAAAUUAGUGACAUUAAAUUUUAAUUUCAUAAAAAUAGUUAUGACACAUCAGUUUUACCAAAGCUUGCUCUGCAUCUUACAACAGUCCUUUUGAAAUUGCAAAUGAUUAUAAGAUUUUACGCGUAUAACUUAAGUCGUGAAUGGUACAUUAUUCGUUUUUUCAUACAGGCGUACAGAAGUGUAAAAGCAAGUAGUAUUGUGUAUCACCUCAAGUUUAUAAACAUCAUUUAUUCACAGAACUGGUGAUUGUAUAAUAUGGUAUUUAUUUAUUGGAUAAGUUAUUACUGUAGUUCAUUAAAGCAAAUUAUGAAUUUGUAAUUGACACAAGCUCAAAACCUUUUGUGUCAGGAUUGAGAACAUCCUGUAUUUAUUACAUAUCACUCAUUAUGUUCUUUUAACAUAAAUUUCACUCUUGUGUUACAUAAGAUGCAGUAAGCUUUAUGAGAAAAUUUUUUGCAUGUAUGAUAUCUGUAAGCUAUUUUGUCAGAUGUGAAGAAUGUUAUACGUACUGUAGAUAUUUGAUACAAUUUCCAAAUGUGAUCUGGUAAAUUCUCUAACAAUAUUUCAUCAAAUAAAACUUUCAGCUCAUAGCUUUUAGGUGUUUAAUUGAAAUUUGGUUUUGACACUUCUCAUCCAGCUUUCUGGGAAAUAUAUUUUAAUCUGUACUGCAUAUCUGUUAGCAUUUUCAUUACAGUUAAUAGGAAUAACUAUAGCACAACUGUUAGAACCACCACCUGGAAGCUUUAGUACUUAAAGACUUCCAGGAUCAUGGGUUGAUACUGUGUUAUGAACUCUGUCUUAAACCUCAUUCUUUUUAUUGCCUGCAACAUGACCAUCUUCUGCUCAUUUUUCUUUUUUCUCAAUUACACGAUUUUGGAAUGGCAGCCUUAUCUCAUCAUGCACUAGAAGCUGGUAUGAUGAUUAAUUUAUGAAGGUAUAUAAUUUUUAUGAGAAAACCCAUUACUUGUGAUUAGCCUUCAUUAGUAAAAUGGACCCAGGUAUGCCAACUUGAAGAGUCGGGAGAUAAGUUCCACUGUGUACCGUAUCUUAUACCUCUGUAACUUUGAUUGUAUUUGGGGUUCUGUGCUCCUGAAGUAUACACCAAGUCUUUCCAGUUA